Molecule: messenger RNA, 1610 nt
Organism: Gasterosteus aculeatus aculeatus (three-spined stickleback)
Lineage: Eukaryota; Metazoa; Chordata; Actinopteri; Perciformes; Gasterosteidae
Product: LIM domain only protein 7
Biological process (GO): regulation of signaling; regulation of cell adhesion
Source: RefSeq, a predicted model, not a curated record
CCUUGCAAAGGAGGAAUAUGAUCGGCCCCUGCUGGGGCUGAGGAGCUGCUUUCUAAUAUACUAAUAAUAAUACGUACUGGGGAGGUUCCCCUAACUCGCUUCAUAGAGCAGCUUUCUUGCACUGACCUUUGCAGAGAAUAGGCUGUAACUCAGACUUCUGAUAUUUUUAUUACCAUCUAUUCGAGGGAUAGCCGCUACGUCGCCGUUUUAUUUAUUACCAGAGUGAUCCUGAUUUGAUCAAAUAUCACCAUAUGGCAGCGUGAUGUUUCUCUUCCUCCUUUUCCUGCUCCCGAUGCAGUUCACAUGCAUGCACUCAUCAGCUCUCUGUCCUUCUCUCUUCUUCUGCCCACCCCUGCAGUCCUCACAUGCAAGCACACACUCUCCCACAGCACCCUUUGUUAGAGCCCCCCCCUCUGGCGUUCGCCCCAGUGGACCCCGCCUCGGGUCCCAGACUGGUCAAAUGUGAGCGUUGGCCCCUCUUGGGGCGCCAAGACCCCCGGGAGCCCCCGGACCCCUUUGACUAUGAGAGCGUUUCCCCCGACCUGGAGAACGACGACAUGUUCGCCAGGCGGACGCUGGCCUUCCAGUCCAACGCGGACAUGGCCAUGAUGAAGACCCGGCUUUCCGCCAGCCGCCGGGCGUACUCGUCCGAGCCGCAGCUCAACAUCGUCACCCAGCGGCGCGACGAGGACCAGUACCCCGACAUCGAGCAGGACGACGUGGUCUAUCGCAAGGAGAAGAGCCAGCGGGCUCUGCAGCAGCGGCCUCUCUCGGGAGCACCGGACCGCUACGCCCCCAUGGCCGUCCCCGAGCCGUGGGCUCUGCCCCCCGAUCUCAAGGCCAGACUGCUGUGCCCGCCGUGCCCCCUGACUCGGGAGGACGCUGCGCAUGGGCAGGAUCGGGCCGGGGAGGAGGCGCGCCCCAAGACAGACGACAUGCUGGUCCGGAAGCUCUGUCCCGAUCGGAGCCAGAGCUCACAGAGGGACGCGCCGGCCAACCAGGCGACGCCCUCGGUGCCGUCGUCCUGCAGCGAAGGCGACCUGCGGAGAUGGCAGGAGAUCCGGGAAGCCGGCCGGCUGAGAUACAAGAAGAGGCUCAUGGUGGAGAGGCUGGCUGCUCUGAAGUUGUGAAGGCAGAUCGGCGCGUUAGUCGACUGUCCGUGUGUCAGAGCAGAUAGUCGUCAGACUUGCGCGUCGAUCCAACUUGUGAGGGCCGUCUCUUGGAGCUCUUCUUCGUGAAAACAAAUAGGUGCCUUCGCACGGUCAGUCGCACAAACUGCAACAGAGGCACGGCAACAGCUCUGUCUUGUUUAUUCAUUGUUUGUUGUUUAUUGUUACCAUAAGGUGUUUUCCCCGUUUACAAGAAACUGCAGGCAAACUGGUUUUCCAGCUCAACGGGGGUAUGGUUCAUUUGACUGUGAGACUGUGCAUGGAAACCUGCCGCUACUGUGUUUUUGAAGAGUGACUUUGAACAAAGCAACUGUUUAAACAGAGCCGAGUUCUGCAUUUAGUCUUUGGUGUUGUUUUUCUAUCCGACCGGGUUUGCCUGUGAAUGGAAAAAAACAUAUAUAAGAGCUUAAUAAAUAAAAUAAAGACCUCGUGAUCUCGUGA